CAAGGGCUAAAGUUGGGAGACUGAAAAAAUGCAGACCACCGGGGCAUUACUUAUUUCUCCAGCUCUGAUCUGCUGUUGUACUAGGGGUCUAAUCAGGCCUGUGUCUGCCUCCUUCUUGAAUAGCCCAGAGAAUUCAUCUAAACAGCCUCCCUACAGCAGCUCCCCACUUUAGGUGGCCAGAUGGGAGUUCUAGACCAGGGUUGUCUCUUGGGACAUUGACACAGCAGCCAAGUUUAUUGUUGCUGGGGCAGACACAGUUGGUGUGGCUGGUUCAGGGGCUAGCGUUGGAACAGUGUUUGGCAGCUUGAUCAUUGGCUAUGCCAGGAACCCAUCUCUCAAGCAGCAGCUCUUCUUCUAUGCCAUUCUGGGCUUUGCCCUAUCUGAGGCGAUGGGGCUUUUCUGUUUGAUGGUCGCCUUCCUUAUCCUCUUCGCCAUGUGAAGCUCUG
Messenger RNA from Symphalangus syndactylus (siamang), 446 nucleotides. RefSeq names its product ATP synthase F(0) complex subunit C1, mitochondrial-like. Lineage: Eukaryota; Metazoa; Chordata; Mammalia; Primates; Hylobatidae. Gene Ontology annotation, biological process: proton transmembrane transport; proton motive force-driven ATP synthesis. The record is from RefSeq and is a predicted model, not a curated record. Gene Ontology annotation, molecular function: proton transmembrane transporter activity.